GGGCAGGAUCGAAAAGCUAAAUUUAGCCAUAGUCGUGAAGACUCUUGCCUCUUAUGUCACUUAUGCGAACUUUUAACACGCUGCGUGGUGUAUUUAAACAUUAUUUAUAAUUCAAAAAAAAUAUAUGUAUGCAAUACCUUCCCCCUUGUGUUAGCUCGCCGUUAGCCGCGCAGCUAGCAGGGCUGAUGACGAGAUAAAAAUGGCGGAUCUUUCGAAAUCCAUGCCCGGCCUGAAAUAGUAAACCAAGCCCAGAGAUCCAGCAACGGGGGACGGCGACGAUGAGGCUUUUCGACCGUAAUCAACUGUCAGUCCCCGUUGUAAGAGAUGCCGAGUCGAUUGUGACACACUGCCCUCAGGUUGCCGAGACGCGGACCCCGGAAGGAGCAGCACGUUGUCCAUUGAAUUGACGCGAGCAUCUGUGGCACUGUGUGGUACUGUACACAUGUGCACCGGGGUGCUAAGUCAUCGCCAACAUGGACGUGGUGUCGCCUGAGCUGAACAGCCUCCUUCCUGACGAAAUCAUGGACAUGGAGGCCAUCGAGGAGGUGGCUCAGUCCAGCCACGACGCGUCUGUUGCCAUGGAAACGGACACAGCCCCGGAGCGCGCCGGCCCCGCGACGGAGCGGGCGCUCCACGGCGCCGCCGCCUCCGCUUCCGGUCUGUCCUCCCCGCUGGUGACCUUGAGGCCGACGCUGGCCACCUCCACGGCCACCACCAGGACCACGGACAGCCUGACGGGGUCCAUGGUCACCACGAGCGCCUUGCAGAAGCUGGCGGUGCCGCUCAGCAUCUCGGCCGCCAAUCAUCAGAUCAUCCUCAACAAGGUGGCUUCGGCACAGGCGUCGGAGGCGGCGCGUUCGGCGGUGGGCCAGAAGCUUCUGGUGACCACCAUCGGGAAAACCGGACAGCCCAUCGUGCUGCAGUUGCCCCACGCCUCCGCCAAGGUGGGGGGCGCGGUGGGCGCGGGCGACGCAAAGUCCAUCAAGGUGGUGACCAUCGGUGGGAGGUCGGAUCUGAAGCCGGCGGUUGGGGGUGCGGCUGCUCAGGUGGCCACCUUGCAAGGCCAGCAGCUCAAGACUGUUCAGAUUGCCAAGAAAACGCCGGCGUCCUCGGCUCCGCCCAUCAAGUUCAUCAUCACCAAAGCGGUGAACAGCAAAGCGCUGAGUCCCCAGACGACGGGCGCUCCCGUCAUCGCGGGGCGGGUGCUGGCGCAGAAUUCGCCGACGGUGCCUCAGAGGACCAUCACGCUCGGGGGGUCCCCGCACAACACCGGCGCCGGCAUCCAAAGCAUUGCCGGCAAAAAGAUUGCCAUCUCUCCCCUCAAGACUCCCAGCAAGGUGACUGUGGUGUCCGUGGCGUCGCCGACCUCCGGGGCCGCUCAGAAGUCGAUGACGCUGCCGGUCAGCGUUGCGCUGGGCCAGCAGAUCCUCUCUGUGCAGCAGUCUACGUCGUUGUCGCCCGUCAAAGUGGCCAACAGUCCGGCUACGGCGCAGACGAUCAAACCGCUGCCCUCGGGGGUGGGCGGCUCCCAGUACAAGAACAUUAUCCCGCUGGCGGCCCAGCCCAACGUGCAGCAGAUCCAGGUGCCGGGAAGCCGCUUCCACUACGUCCAUUUGGUCACCGCCACCACGGCGAGCGGCGGCGCGCAGCCCGCCGCUCCCAGCACCAGCGCCAUGCAGACAGCUAAACCGAUGGUGGUCAGCGCCGGGGCGAUGGGGAUGUCGGUCCCGAUCGUGGCGGCUCAGACGGUCAAGCAGAUGGUGCCCAAGCCGCUGACGCCGGGAGCCCAGGUGGUCGCCGGCACGCCGAGCCAGCAGCGGCUAAUCAUGCCGGCCACGGCGCUGCCGCAGAUUCAGCCCAACUUCGCCAACCUGCCGCCGGGCACCGUCCUGACGCCGGCCCCGGGCGGCGGCAACGUGGGCUACGCCGUGUUGCCGGCGCAGUACGUCACGCAGUUGCAGCAGGCGCCCAUCGUGACCCUCGCCAACAACUCCACUUUCCCAACUUCCACCGUCCAGACUCAGGCCAGAGUCCCACUUAAUGGCAUGUCGGCGGAGGCGACGUCACGGCCGAGGAAACCCUGCAACUGCACCAAGUCUCAGUGUCUCAAGCUAUAUUGUGACUGCUUCGCAAACGGCGAGUUCUGCAACAACUGCAACUGCAACAACUGCUUCAACAACCUGGAGCACGAAGCCGAGCGCUCCAAAGCCAUCAAGACCUGUUUGGACCGCAACCCGGAGGCUUUCAAGCCCAAAAUCGGCAAGGGCAAAGAGGGCGAGUCGGACCGGCGCCACAGCAAAGGCUGCAACUGCAAACGGUCGGGUUGUCUGAAGAACUACUGCGAGUGCUACGAGGCCAAGAUCAUGUGCUCGUCCAUCUGCAAGUGCGUCGGCUGCAAGAACUUCGAGGAGAGCCCGGAGAGGAAGACGCUCAUGCACCUGGCCGACGCAGCCGAGGUUCGGGUCCAGCAGCAGACGGCGGCCAAGACUAAACUAUCCUCGCAGAUUUCCGACCUGCUCAUGAGGACCACGCCCAUCAUCUCCAGUGGCGGCGGCAGGCUCCCAUACACGUUUGUGACGAAGGAGGUGCUGGAGGCGACGUGCCAGUGCCUCCUGGAGCAGGCCAAGUGGGCGGAGGAGACGCAGCAGACCCAGGCGGAGGCCGAGCGCCUGAUCCUGGAGGAGUUCGGACACUGCCUCAUGCGGAUCAUCAACUCGGCCGGCAAAGCCAGAGCGGACUGCGCCGCCAUCAACAGCUAGGCCCCGACCGACCGACAGAACGGACACGCGCGGGAACGUCAGAGACGCUCACCUCGGCGCGAAGGAAGCGCCGCGCUUCCGGAUUUUAUUCCCCAACUUUUAUACUCUUUCGCUUCCCUCUUUCCUAUCUGAGGUUUUAUUCCCGGAACACGGCGUCAAAUGGUAUAUUUGUGCUCCCACUAGACAAAACGCGACAUGUUUUUUGAUAUUUAUUUUUUGGCAAGUAUUUGUAAUUAGUUAGCGCUAAUCUUGUGUUGGUUUCCGUGUUGAUUAUUAUUAUUAUUAUUGUUCUAAUUAUUAAUAUUAACAGAGGAUUGGCUACAUCGAUUCCCAAUCCGUGCACGUACGGCAUGACUAAAAAAAAAAUCCGGAGUAGUUCUUGUGCUAAAUUAAAAAAAAAAAAAAACACUAUAUUUAGUGGGGGGGGGGGACUGUAAAAGUACAGAAAUCAAAAUAUCAAUAAUUGGUAAAAAUUAGGGAUAACUGACAGUGUCGUGUGCCUUUUUAUAUGGUGGUGGAACACAACAUAAAAGUUUUUAAUCCUUUCAAAACUGCCAAAAUUCACUUAAAUGAUUCAUGCUUUUAUUUGUGUCACUCAGAAUCAUUGUUAUUAAGAGCAUCUCAGCAGAGCAGAAAUUUUGUGGGAAAUUGUGUACAAUUAGCUAAAUUGUACAAAAAUAAUAAUAAAAAAAAAGCUCUUUAGCUUUGUAUUUAAAUCAAAUGUGAAUAUUUUUCACCCCUGAUUCUUUUUUGUGUUGUUACUGCACGCGAGCUGUGGGGGGCGCUGUUAAAUAUCAAGGGACACGAGAACUUCCAGUCUUAAUACAUUAUACAGGUCUCUGUCGUCGAUUUUUAGCUCUUCGAAUGAUUUAAUUUCUAAUUAGAACAUUUCCAAAUAUUUAUAAAGUUUAAGAAGCAGAGAACAUCGAAAUCUGUUUUUUUUUUUAACUUCCGCUCGACAAAGGAACAGGAAGAAGAUAAAGCGGAAGUUGGUUUGCACUUGGGCAGCAUGGCAAGAUGGCUACGCAGAGGAGGAAUUGUGCAUUUGCUAAUUUUAUUGUAAUAUUUAGGUUUUUAUUUUGUGUGGAGGUAGUGAAUUGUUUUUCGCCGUCGUGUGGUUUUGUAACUUACCCGAGGUGAGCAUACCCAAGUAUUUGUUUUGUUUCUGCUUUUUAAUGUAUCCAGUCGACGAGUGUCCAAGGCAAGCUGAGUGGACCACCGUAGGUCAUUCGGAAGUCACCUUGGAAGUGUGUAUAUUGUAUAAAUUGACCCCAAAAAAUGGGAAUAUUUGAAAAAUGACAAAGUGGCACUACAGCGAGAGGAGGAAAUCUUUGUAACCAUCGAUCAGUGGAACGGGGAACAACGUUGGUUAGCCAUAAAAAAUGUUUUAUGUUGUUUUCCAUCAUUGUUUCAUAACCGACGUUUUUUAAGAUGUCAAUUACUAUGAAUAAAAUAUUUUUCCAUCG
This is a messenger RNA of Syngnathoides biaculeatus (alligator pipefish), 4225 nucleotides long. It is a transcript of the gene lin54, whose product is annotated as lin-54 DREAM MuvB core complex component. The coding region runs from base 474 to 2759 and encodes 761 amino acids. Gene Ontology annotation, biological process: regulation of DNA-templated transcription. The record is from RefSeq and is a predicted model, not a curated record. Lineage: Eukaryota; Metazoa; Chordata; Actinopteri; Syngnathiformes; Syngnathidae. Gene Ontology annotation, cellular component: nucleus. The transcript has 16 exons.